GUCGUAAUGGCAGCCAUUUUAAACCGUAAAUUGUAAUUUGUAAUAUCCUAUUCCUAACAAUUGUUGUAAUUUAUUAUUUAUAAUAGUAUAAUGAAUUUCCUUUGAUGAUUAAGGAAUUGCUGAAGAAUUUAUUGAUUGAUAUUUUAUCUUAAAAUACAGUGUCCUGUUACAUUUAAUAUUUUUUGAACAAAAUAUAUAAUGAGUUUUUUUGGAUUCGGUCAAUCCGCCGAGAUAGAAGUGAUACUAGAUGGGCAAGAUAAUCGAAAAACUGCCGAAGUUAAAACCGAAGAUGGCAAAAAGGAACGGUUAUUUUUGUAUUACGACGGCGAAACUAUAUCAGGAAAGGUAAACGUGAGUUUGAAGAAGCCGGGCACCAAACUGGAGCAUCAAGGCAUCAAAAUCGAAUUUAUCGGUCAAAUUGAAAUGUUUUACGACCGAGGUAAUCACCACGAGUUCAUAUCGUUAGUAAAGGAGCUCGCCAGACCCGGUGACAUGAUUGCUCAUUCGAGUUAUCCUUUCGAAUUCAGUAACGUUGAGAAGCCAUUCGAAGUCUAUACAGGUACUAAUGUUAGAUUAAGAUAUUUUUUGAGAGUGACAAUCAUAAGAAGGAUAGCUGAUAUAAUGAAAGAAAUCGAUAUUGCUGUUCAUACACUCUCAAGCUACCCGGAAAUGAAUAAUUCCAUCAAAAUGGAAGUUGGUAUUGAAGACUGUCUUCACAUUGAGUUCGAAUACAACAAAUCGAAGUACCAUCUCAAAGAUGUAAUUGUGGGUAAAAUUUAUUUUCUCCUGGUUAGAAUAAAGAUAAAACACAUGGAAAUCGCUAUUAUUAAAAAGGAAUCUACAGGACAAGGGAACACUACAUAUACUGAAAGUGUUAAUAUCGCAAAAUAUGAAAUUAUGGAUGGAGCUCCUGUUAGAGGUGAAAGUAUUCCUAUCAGAGUGUUCCUAGCCGGUUACGAAUUAACUCCAACUAUGAGAGAUAUUAAUAAGAAAUUUUCUGUUAGAUACUUUUUAAAUCUCGUUUUAAUGGAUACUGAAGACAGAAGAUAUUUCAAACAACAAGAAAUUACUUUAUGGAGAAAAGGUGAUAAGCUUCGAAAGCCUAAUUUACAAAGCCCCGCCAUCAUGGCUGGUACUCAAAACCUCCAGAACACAGCUCAAAUUAACCAACAACAGCACUCCGAUGACGGCGAAAGAAGAUCAUCGAUGGUGAAGGAAGAUUUUCUGCGAGUGUCUAAUUCGAAUUCCAACGACAAAUUGAAUUCGGCGGAUCCGUUCGACCAACAGGUAUCCUCUCCGAGAGAAAGUCCAGAGAGUCUGAUAGAGAAUAUGACGCGAGAAGCAGGAGACGGACAGAAUGAUAAUGGAAACGAUAAUGUAGAGUGAUAUAGCGACAGGCCGAAAUGUGAUGUAUUGUGCUGGACAAGGAGAAAAAGUUUAUUUUUUAGGGCGAAAGUGUUAAAUUUUUGCACGCAAUCUGUAAAUAAAUUCAUUGUUAAAAUAUUACAGUUGUAAUUAAAACUGUCUGUAUAUGAAGCAAGAUUAUUAAUUUACAUAUUUUAAUUUUAUUGUAUAUUUCUCAUCUAGCUAAUUAAAAAAAAGUUAUUGAA
Messenger RNA from Phyllotreta striolata, 1610 nucleotides. NCBI's taxonomy places the organism in Eukaryota, Metazoa, Arthropoda, Insecta, Coleoptera, Chrysomelidae. The record is from the annotation of a GenBank genome assembly.